GGGCUCAAAAUCUUGGCACGUGCACAACAAAGUAUGAAACGCAAAAUGGAGCCAGUUGAAACAAAAUUUCCGCGCUUAGACGAGGCAAAAUCUGAGGCUAAAGUUAAUGGGGAAUGUGAAAAUUUGACUGAUAAAGAUGAAAGUUUGGCACCUGAUCAAAUGACAAGUGCUGAUUAUUACUUUGAUUCAUACGCUCAUUUUGGAAUACAUGAGGAAAUGUUGAAGGAUGAAGUGCGGACACUUACAUACAGAAAUGCAAUGUAUCACAAUAAACAUCUCUUCCGAGGCAAAGUUGUUCUUGAUGUUGGUUGUGGGACAGGAAUAUUAUCCAUGUUUGCUGUCAAAGCUGGUGCAAAACAUGUUUACGGGGUUGAUUUUUCAUCAAUUAUUGAACAUGCUCAAACCAUAAUUGAGUCAAACCACAUGAAGAAUUCCAUAACACUUAUAAGAGGAAAAAUUGAGGAGGUGGCGCUGCCAGUGGAGAAAGUUGAUAUAAUUAUAAGUGAAUGGAUGGGAUAUUGUCUAUUUUACGAAUCCAUGUUGAAUAGCGUACUCUUUGCUCGAGAUAAAUGGCUGGGCGAAGAUGGAAUAAUGUUUCCUGAUAAAGCAAGUUUGUAUAUCUGUGGCAUUGAAGACAGACAGUAUAAGGAAGAAAAGAUUUAUUGGUGGGACAACGUGUAUGGAUUUGACAUGAGUUGUAUCAGAAAGGUUGCAAUUACUGAACCUCUAGUUGAUGUUGUGGAGGCAAAACAGAUCGUGACUAAUUCUUGUCUUCUAAAGGAAAUCAACAUUGAAACAGUGACUAAGGAAGACUUAGAAUUUGAUGUACCAUAUCAGCUAUUCUCUCAGAGAGAUGAUUAUAUUCAAGCUUUGGUCUCGUAUUUCACCAUCGAAUUUUCUCAUUGUCAUAAGAGAACAGGGUUUUCAACAGGUCCUGACGCAAGAUAUACUCAUUGGAAACAGACUGUGUUUUAUCUUAAUGACUAUUUAACCGUCAAACAUGGCGAACAGAUUAAUGGAACAUUCGCAUUAAAACAAAACACUAGAAAUAAUCGUGAUCUUGACUUCAAUAUUUCAGUGAAGUUUCAAGGAGAAUUGAGCGAGGUUGAGGAGGAAACAAAGUACAAAAUGAGAUAAACUUUAUAUUAGAGACGAACAAGAUGCGCCACAGCGGUGUACAGUAAGAGAUGAUAUAUCAAUCACUCAGACUUCGUCCCUCACGAGGCUACCAUUGGCAUUGGCCCUCUUCUAUAUGUAUCUGCAGUAAAUCAUGGACAUUAAAGGAAUACGUUCUCAGUGCUUAGGGGUUAAAAGGAUUUUUAUUUUCUAUACAGUGAAGUAUAUUUUUCCUGGAAAGGCCUAUUUUUUGGAGGAUCCUUCAAGGCUUAUUUACACGAUCCAAUACGACUAAUCGUACAGUGUAAAUGGGCCUUAAUUACUGGUAUCAAAUUGGUACAAGUAUUACUAUAAGGCUCCGUUUACACUAUACCGGAUUCGCUUGUAACGAUAUCUUUGUUUGGUUAGUAGCAAAUGUUUAUUAGUUUGAUAGAUUUGGUAUAUUUAUUUCGAUAUCUGACAGUAAAAUUUUAAUUUCCACAAAUUUUUCCCCACUCUGGAAGUAAUCCGGUAUAGUGUAAACUGGGCCUCUGGUUUCACUUUAUAAUCAAAAGUACUUCCUCGAGAACGUUUACACGAGGUUGGAACUUGGAAGGAUUUUGAAGUCUUUUCCGCUGUUUCCACGUACCUGACUUAAAGAGGCGUAAAAUGGACUUUGAGGUAUUGAAAUAAGUAAAUAACGUGAUUCUGGUAGUCGUGUGAUCAUCCUAACAAUAGCAUGUGAGCUGGGUUCUGUUUCAAAAAGACUUUUCAGUACCUCAAAUUAAGUCCAUUUUAUGCUUCGUUGAAUCUCGGUAACCGGGCUCAUGUAAACAGCCUCUAAAUAAUGCCUUCCAUCAGGAGCUCCAAAUUCUUCAAGUUCCCUCGCAGAGGAAUUUCAGGUCGGUUCCAAAUUCGUCCAGUAUCGUAUGAACGGGGCCACGAAAGGUAGAAAAUCAUGAAGAAACUUUCAUUUAACGCAUAGCGUGCUGUAAACUUUCUCUUAGCCUCGAACAUUUCUCGGCCAUAUGUUGAAGUAUUCGCAUUUGCUUGGGCAUUUUGCAUGGAAUGCAUUAUGGCCAUUCUACUCGCAGUUCUACUUAUUGUUUUUAAUUAAUAAAAUUAAGAGAUUUUUCUGUCAAAAUUGUUUUCUUGCUCGUUUGGGCGAUGCCAUAUAUUGAAUGAUGGCUUAUUUUCUUUAACUCUCAAAAUGGCAAACGUUGGUAAUUGCGCUUUUAGGGGCGGAACAUUUUUGGAGAUAAAGGAAUAUUAUUUUACGAAAUGUAGCUAUAAUGGCUAUAAUUAGGCUCAGCUGACAUUAAGCUAAACUCGAUCGGCGCCUUCCUGUCACAUGUUUACGAUGCUGAGAAGAGAGGUAACCAAUCAAUUUAAACACGAACAAGUCUUGACUAGAAAAUCAAAUUUAAAAAGAAUAAACACCAAAUGAAUAAAGUAAAGAAACACAAAUAACUUUUUGACAGAAAC
This is a messenger RNA of Dendronephthya gigantea, 2580 nucleotides long. RefSeq names its product protein arginine N-methyltransferase 1-like. Lineage: Eukaryota; Metazoa; Cnidaria; Anthozoa; Malacalcyonacea; Nephtheidae. Gene Ontology annotation, biological process: peptidyl-arginine methylation. Gene Ontology annotation, molecular function: protein-arginine N-methyltransferase activity. Gene Ontology annotation, cellular component: nucleus. Bases 34 to 1137 code for a protein of 367 amino acids. The transcript has 11 exons. The record is from RefSeq and is a predicted model, not a curated record.